Triplophysa dalaica is the source of this 1002-nucleotide messenger RNA. RefSeq names its product MYST/Esa1-associated factor 6 (gene meaf6). The record is from RefSeq and is a predicted model, not a curated record. NCBI's taxonomy places the organism in Eukaryota, Metazoa, Chordata, Actinopteri, Cypriniformes, Nemacheilidae. Bases 45 to 653 code for a protein of 202 amino acids. The transcript is spliced from 8 exons. Gene Ontology annotation, cellular component: NuA4 histone acetyltransferase complex.
AUCCGUUUGGACUUUUCUCGCUCAUUGAGCAGUUUGGUUCAAUCAUGGCGGUGCAUGCUAAAGCGACUCCGCCACAGAUUCCUGAUACCCGCCGUGAGCUCGCAGAGCUGGUGAAGAGAAAACAAGAGCUUGCGGAGACUCUGGUGAAUUUGGAAAGACAGAUCUAUGCGUUUGAAGGCAGUUACCUGGAGGACACUCAGAUGUAUGGAAACAUCAUCAGAGGAUGGGACAGAUAUUUGACCAAUCAGAAGAAUUCCAACAGCAAGACUGAUCGGAGGAACAGAAAGUUCAAGGAAGCCGAACGUCUCUUCAGCAAAUCCUCCGUAACGUCAGUGGCGGCUGUUUGUGCUCUCGGUGGAAUUCCCGAUCACAUGAAUGAGAAGCGUGAGCCAGGCAGUGGAACGGAGAGCGACACGUCCCCUGACCUCCAGAACCAGGAGAACGAACCCAGCCAGGAGGACACGGAGGAAGCGGACGGAGCCCUGCAGGACCUAAAACCCCAGAAAGCCGCUUCAUCGUCUUCUGGUAGCCAUCACAGCAGCCACAAGAAACGCAAAAACAAGAACAGACACAGCCCCUCUGGCAUGUUUGAUUAUGACUUUGAAUUUGACAUGAAGAUGAACAAGAAACCAAGAGCGGAUUACUCGGCUUGAAUAGACCUGGCAUUCAUCUUCAGAAGCAGUCCAGCACUUCUGGAUCUUUCCCUGCUAUUCUGUGCUCAUAGUGAAGCUCCCAUGUGAUUUUAUUGUGUGAUCCACCUGUUACUGCAUGAUGUGUGUUGCAAAUGCGACUUUCCAGCAUUUCUGUACCUCAUAAUGCUUGGCUUUUUUUAUUUAUGACGUCACAUGAAUGAUGUAUCAGUGGAUCUUAACCCUUUUCAUUCUCUACUUGGAAACCAUUUAGUUUUGUUUUUAUUUGUAUAGCUAAUGUAAAAAGUUGGUCGUUGUCAUUUUUUGUUGUUUAUUACCAUCUUGUUUUUGAAUAAAAGUGAAAACACAGUGA